ACACGCGGCUUCAUACUAUUCGCUCCAUUUUGCCUUCGUUUCUUGGCUAAAUAUAUCAACGCUUUCCGAUUCUUUUAUCCAUCAAAUCUCACCGAUCAAAGUUCUCGGUUCGAAUUCUCUCUAAAGAUGCAGAUCUUUGUCAAAAAUCUUACUGGAAAGACUAUCACCCUUGAGCUGGAAAGCUCCAACACAAUCGAUAAUGUUAAGGCCAAGAUCCAAGACAAGGAAAGGAUCCCACCUGACCAGCAGAGGCUUAUAUUUGCUGGAAAGCAGCUUGAGGAUGGCCAAACUCUUGCUGACUACAACAUACAAAAGCAGUCCACCCUCCACCUUGUCCUUCGUCUCAGGGGUCCGUGUGCUGAUGCAAAUGCUGAAGACCCUGGUACUGGUGCCAAGGAGUAUGUGCACAUUCGAAUUCAGCGAAAUGGUUGGGAACGCCUGACCACUGUCCAGGGGUUGAAGACACAAUUCAGCUAUAACAAAAUUCUCAAGGCCCUCAUGAAGGAGUUCUGUUGCAAUGGCACUGUUGUCCAGGGCCCUGAGUUAGGGCAGGUUAUUCAACUUCAAGGCGAUCAGAGGAAGAAUGUCUCCACUUUUCUUGUUCAGGCUGGCAUUGUGAAGAAGGAUAACAUCAAAAUCUAUGGUUUUAAAGUUGCAUCUGCAAAAAUUUCUGGGGGUCUAGCCUCUCCUAUUCCAAAUUGAAAAUCCUACCUGAUGAACUAUUAGUUAUAUCUGUGCUGUGUUAUAUUAUCUCUAUGUUGGUUUGAUACUGAUAUAUGCGUCCGGUGUUUCUUGUGCUUUCAACUCUUGGCCUAUGCGAUGUUGAAUGACAAUGGAAACUAUUAUUAUUUCUCUUUCUCACAUGGUUGUUACUAUCAUCUGAAUUUAAAACAACUUUGACGGGGUAUUCCCUUUUACAUUUUA
Durio zibethinus is the source of this 924-nucleotide messenger RNA. Lineage: Eukaryota; Viridiplantae; Streptophyta; Magnoliopsida; Malvales; Malvaceae. The record is from RefSeq and is a predicted model, not a curated record.